ACACAAUGGCACAAUUUGGGAUGGUGUUGCUGCUUUUGACUCAAUCUGUCACAUCUGCUUUUAUUAUUAAUCUCACAAAGAUUAAAGUCUACCCAGAGCAUGGCACUAUCUAUGGUGUUUCUCAAGUAUCCCACUUGGAUGGCUAUGCAUUCAAUGCAUCUGUUGCAAGAGAUGUGUGUCACCAACUGGGUUUGACUAUAGCAGACAAGUCGCAGGUGAAAUACGCUCUGGAUCAUGGCUUCGAAACAUGCAAGUUUGGCUGGAUAGAUGAACAAGUUGCUGUAAUUCCCCGAAUUCAAUCCAAAGCAAACUGUGGUAAAGGUGAAGUUGGAAUGGUUGUGUGGAGGCAACAUCUUUGGGGGAAAUUUGAUGUGUUCUGCUUUAAUUCAACAGAUUUUGAAGCACAAGAGUCUCAAACCACCACUGCAAACAGCCAACCAACCACAGCUGGAGCUCAUUCACAUCCGACUACUCAUUCAGCUUCACACGGCUCGCAGUUUAAUCUCCAGGUCACUUCCUCCAGUCCUUCUCACUCAGUCAGGCCAAACUUCCUGGAAGAAAAGGGUGAAGCACAUGCUCUUGGCAGCAACAGCCCUGCCAAAGGAGCUGGCUUGAUUGCUUCACUCGCAACCAUCUUUAUCUUCCUGCUGGUCAUUGUGAUUGCUGUGUGGUACUUCAGAACGUCCAGGUUCUGUGUGGCACUGUGGAAUGGAACGCAGCCAAAGAAAUGCAUAGAGACUGAGGAUCGUGGGAAACAAAUGAAGGACUUCCAGUCUGGUGUGGAAAACCACAACAUGGAAACCAAAAACGAAGUCACUGUAACUAUCAAUCCAGAAACAGAGGAAGCUGGUGCUAAAUCAGUCAACACCUACGAACACUGAGCACAGCUAGUGCUUGUAUUGUUAACCACAGUGGUUCCCAAACUUUGUAGACCAAGUAUUACCCCUACACAAAGAAAGAGUACCACCAGAAAGUCAUUUCACUGAAACAUGCAUGCUAUACACAUACACAAUGUAACUUCAGUUGAUCUGUGUCUGUUUACAGAAAGGUAAAUCUGCAUGACUUAAUGGAUGCACUGUUGAAUCUAUGUAAAACUAUAAAUACAACACAGUUUUAAACAGAUUCUAAAUUAAUAUAUUUUAUUUUCAUUUUACAAAGUAGUCUUUAGUACCUAAAUGUUAAGGGUGCUUCAUCUACCAACAGUGGUACUCAUACCACAGUUUGGGAAACACUGGUUUAACAGAAUGGCAUCAAACAAAUAAAUUUAUUUUUUAAUGAAACAAUUUUUUAUGUAAUUAAACACUGUUUUGCUGUUGAUUUGUAAUGUAGUUGAUGUAUAUAAUGUUUUUUAUACUUAUUUUGUUAUAACGCCACAUCUUUAAGUAAUGUCUUGUUUUUAAUAAAGCUUACAUGCCAGUGAAUUGAUUUUUUUUUAUUACAGACCUUUAUAAUAUUCAGAGAAAAGCAUUGGCAUCCAUGUAUUUACUGCUUAGUGGUGCAACCAUGCAUAACAAACGUGUCUUUUUGUUUAGUUUCAAUGAAAUACAUUUGAGCCAAUAAUCCAAG
Messenger RNA from Trichomycterus rosablanca, 1566 nucleotides. RefSeq names its product lymphatic vessel endothelial hyaluronic receptor 1a (gene lyve1a). Lineage: Eukaryota; Metazoa; Chordata; Actinopteri; Siluriformes; Trichomycteridae. Gene Ontology annotation, cellular component: plasma membrane. The record is from RefSeq and is a predicted model, not a curated record. The transcript is spliced from 6 exons. Gene Ontology annotation, molecular function: transmembrane signaling receptor activity; hyaluronic acid binding. Gene Ontology annotation, biological process: cell adhesion. Bases 6 to 881 code for a protein of 291 amino acids.